Molecule: messenger RNA, 3083 nt
Organism: Callithrix jacchus (white-tufted-ear marmoset)
Lineage: Eukaryota; Metazoa; Chordata; Mammalia; Primates; Cebidae
Source: RefSeq, a predicted model, not a curated record
GUGUUUUCUUGCCUGAGAACAAGGGCCUGUUCUUCUAGUCUUUAUAACAAAAUAGUGAGACUCUGUGGAAAAAAAUACAGCAGUUGGUAAAUGUUCUAAACGAAGCAUUGCCAGUACAUCAUAAACUCCGAGUGCUUCUGACUUCACCUGUGAUUGGAGUCUUGCUUUGUAACCCAAGCUGGAGUUCAGUGGUGCAAUCUCAGCUCAUUGCGAACUCUGCCUCCUGGAUUCAAGUGAUUCUCCCGCCUCAGUCUCCAGAGUAGCUGGGAUUACAGGCACGUGCCACCAGUCCUGGCUAAUUUUUGUAUUUUUAGUAGAGACAGCGUUUCACCAUGCUGGCCAGGCUGGUCUCAAACUCCUGACCCCAAGUGAUUCACCUGCCUCUCAGCCUUCUAAAGUGCUGGGAUUACAGGUGUGAGCCACUGUGCCUGUCCUCAUGAUGAGAGCCUUCUCCAAAAGCCUUGGUUGGCUUUUCUUGUUGAAAGCUGAACUGAUUGGAGGCUCUGUGUAUAUCUGAGAGGCUCACAGAUAGGUCUGCAUUCUUGAAGAGCAAUAAAAUGACCAGCUCGACAUUUUUUAAAAGCAGCUUUAUUGAGAUACCACUCACAUACCCUACAAUUCACCCAUUUAAAAUGUAUAAUUCAAUGACUUUUCACAUAUUCACAGAAUUGUGCAUCCACAACCAUGAUUAACUUUAGAACAUUUUUAUUAAAAUAAAAAAACCUCAUCCCUUAGCCUUUACCUUCCAAUCCCUUCCAUCCCACGCUCCUCAACCCUAGGCAACAACUAGUCUACUUUUUCUUUACAUAGAUUUGCCUUUUCUGGAUAUGUCACCUAAAUGGAAUUGUGCAGUAUGUGGUAUUUUGCACCUGGCUUCUGUUACUUAGAAUGUUUUCAAGGUUAAUUCAUGUCAUAGCAUGUAUCAACACUUCAUUUCUUUAUACUGCUAAAUAAUAUUAUGUUGUAUGGGCAUACAAUUUUACUUUUCCAUCUACCAAUUCGUGGGUGUUUACGUUGUUUCCACUUUCUGGCUAUUAUUAAUAAUGUCAUUAUAAAUAUUUGUGUAUAGGCAUGUGUUUUCAUUUCUCUUUGGUGUAUACCUAGGAGUGGAAUUGUCACAUCAUAUGGAAAUUACAUGUUUAACUGUUAAAAAAAUGCCAGACUCUUUUCCAAAGUGGAAGCACCAUUUUACAGUCCCACCAGCAGUGUAUGGGGGUUCUGAGUUCUCCACAUCCUUUGCACACUUGUUAUAAUAAUAACAGUAUGUCUUAACAGAUACAUCUUUUUGAUUAGAACCAUUCUAGUGAAAUCUAUCUCACUCUGGUUUUGAUUUGCAUUUUUCUGAUGGCUUAGCCUUUUUCUGUAAGCCUCCCAACAAUACAUAUCUAUUGAUCUUUUUUUCUGAGGCAAUUCCAUUUUUCUGUCUGAAAGGUAUCUCCCAGUUAUAGCUAGCAGGAAGAAAGAGGUGGAUGUGAGAGAGUUAUCUCUGUUCAAUAUGCUGAUUUUCCCUUAGUUUCCUGUACUACAAACACCACUAUCUUCCUCUGUGUCUAGUGGUUCCAAAUCUACAGCUUCUCUUGUUCUCCAGUAAAUAGAGUUCUUGCCUUUUGGAGGAGUGAGGCAAGAUGGUCACCUGUCUGAAUAUGUGGGAACCUGGAUAUCUAACUUCUUCUUUAGGUAUUUAACAAUUUCCUUGUUUUUGGCUCUCACCUCACCAUACCUAGCUAUAUGCCAUCUUCAAUGGUAUCUGGAGUCUCAAUUUCUUAAACUGCUUAAGGCAAGUCUAUCUGAUCAUUUAAAGGUUUAAACAUUUUAUUAAGAAAUAUUUCGGAAGCAUCCCAGCAACCCGCCCAUGGCCAGUCUUCCCUGGACACCAUGAACCACACCGUCCAAAUCUUCUUCACUCCCUCCAGCAAUGACCGUCCCCCGAACUAUGAGAUGCUGAAGGAGGAAUAUGAGGUGGCUGCGCUGGGGGCACCCCACAGCCCUGUGCCCCUGACAUCCACCGUGAUCCACAUCCAAAGUGAGACCUCCGUGCCCGACCACGGUCUGGUCCCUGUUCAACACCCUCUUCAUGAAUCCUGCUUCCUGGGCUUCAUAGCGUUUUCUCACUCCGUGAAGUCUAGGGACAGGAAGAUGGUUGGCGACCUGACCGGGGCCCGGGCCUACCUCCACCGCCAAGUGCCUGAACAUCUGGGCCCUGAUUUUGGGUAUUAUCAUGACCAUUCUGCUGAUCAUCAUCCCAAUACUGAUUCUGCAAGCCUAUCAGUAGAUCAGAAAUCAUCCUGUCCAGGGGCUCUGCCCGUGACCUGUCUCCCACGUACUCCAGCUUCCAUUCCUUGCCCUGCCCCCAGCUGAUCCUGUAUCAGCCCUUUACCCUCACACACUUUUCUACAAUUGUGUUCAAUAAAGUGCACGUGUUCCUGGAAAAAAAAAGAAAUAUUUCAAAUGUUCACAAACAUAUCUGGAAUAAAUAGAACAGAAAACCUUGUAUUCAUCAUGCAGAAUCAGCAUGUUUCCACAUUUGUAUUAUGUAUAUGAUUUCCCUCCCACUUGCUUUUUUUGGUACUUGCAUUUUCCAUUCGCCCCACCCCCAGCCCAGGCACUUGGAUUAGACCAAUUCUCCAUCUACUUUCUGUUUUGUUGGGGGUUACUAAUCAAGCUUCUUCUUUUUUUUUUUUUUUUUGAGAUGGAGUCUUACUCUGUCGCCCAGGCUGGAGUGCAGUGAUGCCAUCUUGGCUCACUGAAAUCUCUGCCUCCCGGAUUCAAAUGAUUCUCCUGCCUUAGUCUCCUGAGUAGCUGGGAUUAUAGGCACACCACCAUGCCUGGCUAAUUUUUGUAUUUUUAGUAGAGACAGGGUUUCACCACAUUGGUCAGGCUGGUCUCGAACUCCUAACUUUAAGCAAUCCACCCACCUCAGCCUCCCAAAGUGCUGGGAUUACAGGCGUGAGCCAUGGCACUCAGCCACUCUUCUUUUUUUAAGGUUGGAGGAACAAGUUUCUCUUUGUUCUAAUAUUUUUGGAGUGUUCUUCUGAGAAAAAAAAAAAAAGAAUAAAAAUACAGCUUUGUUCUGCUCUCUUGAA